AUGAUUGUGGGCACGGUGCUGUUCCAGCCCAGCUAUGGCAAAGAGAACAAACUGCUCUGCUGCCUUGGCAACGAUGCCUCUGAGCCUGCGGGGUCGAGCUUCACAGAGGCCCUGCACCGCCCCUAUGGUUGCGACGUUGAACCCCAGGCACUGAACGAAGCCAUUAGGUGGAGCUCCAAGGAGAACCUGCUGGGAGCCACUGAGAGCGAUCCCAACCUCUUUGUUGCACUUUACGACUUUGUAGCAAGCGGUGACAACACACUCAGCAUCACCAAAGGUGAGAAGUUGCGAGUCCUGGGUUACAACCAGAAUGGUGAAUGGAGUGAGGUACGUUCGAAGAAUGGGCAGGGCUGGGUACCAAGCAACUACAUCACACCAGUGAACAGCCUGGAGAAGCACUCGUGGUAUCACGGGCCGGUGUCACGCAGCGCAGCAGAGUAUCUGUUGAGCAGCCUCAUCAAUGGCAGCUUCCUGGUUCGUGAGAGCGAGAGCAGCCCAGGGCAGCUGUCCAUCUCGCUCAGGUACGAGGGCCGUGUUUACCACUACAGGAUCAACACCACCUCCGAUGGAAAGGUGUACGUGACAGCAGAAAGCCGUUUCAGCACGCUAGCAGAACUAGUGCACCAUCACUCCACGGUAGCAGAUGGAUUGGUGACGACUCUGCAUUACCCAGCACCCAAGUGCAAUAAGCCCACUGUGUAUGGAGUGUCCCCCAUCCACGACAAGUGGGAGAUGGAGCGGACUGACAUCACCAUGAAGCACAAACUCGGGGGAGGGCAGUACGGCGAGGUGUAUGUUGGUGUCUGGAAGAAAUACAACCUCACUGUGGCUGUGAAAACAUUAAAGGAAGAUACCAUGGAGGUGGAAGAGUUCUUGAAAGAAGCUGCUGUGAUGAAGGAAAUCAAGCACCCAAAUCUAGUGCAGUUAUUAGGUGUGUGUACCCUGGAGCCCCCCUUUUACAUCGUGACAGAGUACAUGCCAUAUGGGAACCUGCUUGACUAUUUACGGGAGUGCAACCGGGAGGAAGUGAGUGCUGUUGUGCUGCUCUACAUGGCCACUCAGAUAUCCUCUGCCAUGGAGUACCUGGAGAAGAAGAACUUCAUUCACAGGGACCUGGCAGCACGGAACUGCUUAGUUGGAGAAAACCACGUGGUGAAGGUGGCUGACUUUGGCUUAAGCAGGCUGAUGACUGGAGAUACCUACACAGCUCACGCUGGAGCCAAGUUCCCAAUCAAGUGGACUGCUCCUGAGAGCCUGGCCUAUAACACCUUUUCCAUCAAAUCAGAUGUGUGGGCCUUUGGGGUGCUGUUAUGGGAAAUUGCUACCUAUGGGAUGUCACCGUACCCAGGCAUUGAUCUCUCUCAGGUGUAUGAUCUGCUGGAAAAGGGCUACCGGAUGGAACAACCGGAGGGAUGCCCUCCAAAGGUUUAUGAACUGAUGAGGGCCUGUUGGAAGUGGAACCCACCAGACCGACCUUCCUUUGCUGAGACCCACCAGGCUUUUGAAACCAUGUUCCACGACUCGAGCAUCUCGGAGGAGGUAGCAGAGGAGCUUGGAAGAACAGCCUCCUCCUCAUCCAUUGUUCCUUACCUGCCCCGGUUGCCCAUGCUUCCCUCCAAGACAAGAACACUGAAGAAACAGGCAGAGAACAAGGAGAACAUUGAAGGAACACAGGAUACCCUGGAGCAUUCAGCAUCCAGCUCCGCACCAGGUUUAAUCAGAAGCACACAGCCAACAAGUGGGUCUCCCGCACUGCCUCACAAGCAGAGGGACAAGUCACCCAGCAGCCUGCUGGAGGAUGCCAAAGAGACCACUUUCACCAGGGACAGAAAAGGCGGCUUCUUCAGCUCCUUCAUGAAGAAGAGGAAUGCUCCCACACCUCCCAAGCGCAGUAGCUCCUUCCGGGAGAUGGAGAAUCAGCCCCACAAGAAAUACGAGUUAACGGGUAACUUCUCAUCUGUUGCUUCCUUGCAGCACGUGGAUGGGUUCGCUUUUGCUCCCACACAGCAGGACGCAAACCUGGCACCACCCAAGUGCUACGGUGGGGGCUUUGUGCAGAGGACCUUCUACAAUGAUGAUGGCACUGGUACCAGCAGCGGUGGGGGUGUGAGCACUGGUGGGGGGUGGUCUGGCAUCACAGGUUUCUUUACACCGCGCCUGAUUAAAAAGACGCUGGGUCUACGACCAGGAAAGCCCGCUGGCAAUGAAGAAGCAUCAAAGCCUUUUCCGAGGUCGAACUCUACAUCUUCCAUGUCCUCAGGGCUUCCAGAGCAGGAUAGAAUGGCAAUGACCCUUCCCAGGAAUUCCCAGAGGUCAAAAAUCCAGCUGGAACGGACAGUGUCCACCUCCUCUCAGCCUGAUGAGAACACAGGGAGGGCAAAUGACCUGCUGCCCAAAAGGUUUGAAGAAGGUUCUGCUUUGACCAGAGAAAGACCAAAAGCAAAACUCUUGCCAAGGGGUGCCACAGCUCUCCCUUUCCGAACCCCAUCGAGUUCAGAGGAAAAGGAGAUGCCAGGGCUAGCAGCAACUCUUAAAAGCAAAGAAAAGAACAGCGGCCCUCGGCAAGGGGCCCUCGAGGAUGGCGAGAGACCAGGGUGGUCCUCUCCAGUAAAGGCUGCAGCAAUACUUCCAACCACUCACAACCACAAAGUGCCAGUCCUAAUCUCACCCACUCUAAAACACACUCCAGCAGAUGUGCAGCUCAUUGGCACAGACUCUCAGGGUAAUAAAUUUAAGCUCUUAUCUGAGCAUCAGGUCACUUCUUCCGGCGACAGGGACCGGCCCAGACGGGUAAAACCAAAGUGUGCUCCACCUCCACCACCAGUGAUGAGGCUCCUACAGCAGCCAGCCGCCUGCUCGGAUGCAGCAGAAGAGCUCAGCAACGCGGCGGGAGCGCAGCACGGGCUGGAGUCAGGGGAAGGGAGUAAGAAGGCAGCAGCAGCACCUGUCGGUGGGAAAUCCGGGAGGCCCAUGGUGCCUCCACCUCAAGUGCCUCUGUCGUCGUCUUCCACCUCCCCAGUGAAAAUGGCCAAUGGCACAGCUGGCGCAAAGAUAGCGUUAAGAAAGACCAAACAGGCAACUGAGAAAAUCCCAGCAGAUAAAAUCAGCAAGGAAGCAUUGCUGGAGUGCGCCGAUCUUCUCUCGAGUGCCAUCGCUGAGCCAACACCAAACAGCCAGCUGGUGGACACAGGGCAUCAGCUGUUGGAUUACUGCUCAGGCUACGUGGACUGCAUUCCGCAUACACGCAACAAAUUUGCCUUCCGGGAAGCCGUGAGCAAACUGGAACUCAGCCUGCAGGAACUGCAGGUGUCCUCAACAGCUGCUAGCAUCCCUGGGGCAAACCCCGUCCUUAAUAACUUAUUGUCGUGCGUCCAAGAAAUCAGCGAUGUGGUGCAAAGGUAGCUACUGUCAAUCUGGGUAAGAGAAAUACACGUGGGGUGGGGGGGACUCUUUUCUGUACUGAUGCUUUCAAAAGGAAAGACUGAUACUUGAGUAUGUGAAGUACCUCAGAUCACUGAGUUCUCACGUUUACAAGUUCAUCUCAGAAAAUGGGGAUGGAGAGGGUAGAUUCAAGCUGUAAGGGGCAGAACAUCAAGUAUUUGUCCCUACCUUGCCGGUCUGAUCUGCUCAGUUUGGCAAGGCAAGGAAGAUCCUUGCUCCUCCCUUUGACAGACAGGAGAAUCGAUGGCAGGUUCUCGCUCUGGGAAGGACGGUCUGGCAGCCAGAGUACUGGAGUGGCUGCCGGCCCCUUGGCUGUACAGAUGCACCCCAUCAGCACUAACACACGCUUUUGGGCUCCUGACAAGGCGAGGAAGGGCCCCGGGGCUCUGCUGGUACCAGCUGCUGAGCAGUCCUGGCUGGGCAGCUCUGAAGGAGCAGGCUGUGUGCAGCUGGGGGCAGGUCUAAUGCACUGACAGUAUUCAGAGCUGCUGGAGGUGGAUGCACUAGCCUCAGUGGCUUACUUCCACAGUGCUGUUGCUGCUGUAAUGAGAACUGCAAAGUUAGUUAAUAUAUGAAAUUAUCCCUUUUCCCUCCUGUCCACCUCAUCUUCCACAUGUUCUCGUCUUCAUUGUAGCUGAGGCAUCAGGAAUGCUGGGCAGACUUACCACUGGAAUUACCCCCUUCCCACCAUACUGCCUUCACACAGUUGAUUCCUAUUUCUAGUGGUCUAGCAUGAGUGCUGCUUGAUGGUCGUUGGUUGUUGUGAGUAGUUUGGGGCUCUUACAGAACUUGCCAGUGUUAAUGGGACGGGGUGGGGUGUUUUUUGUUUUUUUUCAAAGCUCUAGGUUGUUUUUAACUCCUGUUACCAGGUUGACUCCCCAGUUCAGUUUCAGCACCUUGAGGCCCAGGGGAGGCAAGGCAGAACCUCUGCCACCAGCAGCCCCUGGCUGCAAUCAGCAGGCAGUGCUGGAGCCAGGAGAACAGCUUGGCCUGCCUGCAGGUCUCCCCGCACCGCUCCCUCCUCCUGACACAGCACAACCACAUCACAGCGCUUUCUGGGAUUUGUUGCUUACCAAUCUUGCAGGCUUCCACUAUCUGGGAGCGUGAAGGUGACUAUGUAUGUCAACACGAGUCACAGCCCUCUUUUUUUAGUUUAUGUAUUUUGACAACUGGACCAGAAUCUUCUGCUGUGUAAACUGCAUUCUGCCUGAAACGUGACAGAAGCGUUAGGGCUUCUUGGAGAGCUCCCACUAUGGUAUGGUCUCUGCUGGUCUACUGACAAUCCCAGAAGGCAGGCAGUCAUGUGGCUGGUCUCCUUCCAUCCUGGUGCUGUUGGUUGACUGUUAUGGCCUCAAAAAGCUGGUGUUCUGUGCAUGUGCACAGCUCCCUGAGAGUUAAAGGACUGGCAAGUACAGAGACCUCAACUACUUGCUGGUUAGAGAGAAGAAGCAAACAGGCCUGAUACCUGCAUCCAAAUACCCGUUACCCUGCAUGCUGCUGCUCACUUCACACUGUUUGUGAUGACACAGGAUCUGGCUUGCUUUGCACCUUAAAUCUUUUUUUUUUUUUUUUUUUUUUUUUUUUUUUCUAAAAUGCUUUUAUAACUUGUUUUUAAAGCGUGACUGUGCUGCUUUUAGGUUGAGCAUUUAGAGUUGAGCUGGAGCACAGGUGUGAAUUCAGAUGGUCGGCACUCAGGCAUUCCUUGUCUGCCUCCAAGCAUUGCCCUGUUGGUGCUCAGAAGCAGGCUGGACCUCUUGGCUCAUGCCACUGUUGUUUCCAUGGAGCAAGGUGAGGUGUGGCCUGAACCAUUCUUAGUAAUGUGCCCGUGUCUGAGAAUCCUCAUAUUAUUGACUAGUCUGUGGUAGAUAAAGUUGUGUGUCACGCUGCAUGAAUGUGCACCAGUGGAGCAGUAUGCGAGGUGAAAUGGACCACGUGUGCUUCACUGUCAAAGUGGGUGAGAUAAUGAAAAAAACCAAACAGUCCUUCCACCCCAUUCAGUAGGUGUUAAGGUGAAUGAAUCGUUCCUACAAGUCGGCAAGCUGAUCCCUUUGUGGGUUAGUCAUCCUUACCUCGUGGCACCAAGCCCACCUGGAAGAGCCUGCUGUCUCAUUCUGUGAGAUUUCCAGCUUGUCCAGGAUCUACUCUGGGUCUUGCACUUCAGCUGCAGGUCCCUGGGGCAGUUAUUCAGCAGGAAGGCAGAGCACCUAACAGUUAUCUUGUAGACUUUACUGAGGGCUUUUGUGGUUUACCUUAUCUGCUUCAGUCAUCUUUAUUGAACAUGUGCAUCACUGCACACCAAAUUAGCUGCCUUUGGAAAGCUGACCCGUAAAGGGAAAAAAUCUUAAGGCGUUGCUUCACGUUGCCUUCUUAACAAUCAGGAGGAGUGCAAGGGUAUGAGAGCUUUCUUGGUGUCAGAAAGGCUGGUCCUGUUUGCCCUGCAGACAAUCGUGUGGUUUCAUCACUGUACUGCUUUUCAGCCCAGUAAAAGCCGACUGGAACUGAAGUGGUUAUUCUCAGGGGAAAGGUAUUUUAACCAGAACGUUUUAAAAGUGUUAUUCCAGUUCUGCUGAGUAUUUUAAAAGAAGCUUUUUAAAAUUUAUUUUUUCCUGAAUGUAGGUCUUCCAGAAAAGCUCCUGCAAAAGUGAUAGAAUAGCAAACAAUUCCUGGAAUUUUUAAUUAAUAGAACACACCCCUUUCCACUCUUUCAUACCCUGCUUAAGAAACAAACUGUGCCCCUGCAAAGGGCUGGCUACCCUGCCCAUGUCUGCUUUCUUUGAGUGCCGCCUGUUUUUCCUCCCCCCCAGAGGUAGCUGGCAGGGACACAGCUGUGGGCAGUUAGAAGAAGCAGAAUUCACCUGCUCUCCCAGGAUCACAAACGGUUGAGGCAGCUUCUCUCCCACCACUAUUACAGGUCCUUUCCCUCUGCUAGAUUUGCCUUUCUGUUCAGCCUUAAAGGUCUCAACCGUAGCAGCUUCUCUGCUUUCAGCUUUGCACACAGUCUGUGUCAAGUACUGUACGGAUGGCAAAGCCCCGUUACUUCUUCCAGUGAAGAGCAUCUCUUGCUCCAGCCUUUGUGGAUAAGACAACCUCCUCUUGUGUUUCCUUUCUUCACUGCUGUGAGAAGGCCUCGUGUGGUAAAGAUGCAAAUGCAGCUGGGCUCUCCAACUUGCACUACUAUGGCCUAGAAUUGAAGGCAGUCAUCUUUGCAGCAGGGGUGGCAAACCGUAGGGACCUGGUGAUGGCAAGCUCAGAGCCCAGAGCAAGGCAGUGGGGGGAAUUUCUCUCCCUAGCUCCCAGGGGAGCAGCCGACCCGCAGGUGCAGCUUUCUGCACUGUAUGCCCUUCUUAACCCUGGGCGCAGUGCACUUGGCUGGCUGGGUUGGCAGCACACUACUGGCUGGCUGUUCUUCUCACCAGUGCUGGCAGGACUGAAUUAAAAGCUUUGGUUUUAGGACUGCAUCAAACAGCUGGGAGAGCAGAGCUAAACAGAGCAGCACUCCUGAUGCAGAACACGGGGCUGUUCUCUCUGUUCCUUAUCCUCACAGAAGAGGCUUCUCCUGAGCACCACUGGCCCAGUGUCAGCAAGGAGCAGCUGGUGUAAGUGGCCCGUGGGCCCUGGGGUACUCUCAGGCCCGGAGCUUAGAACAAACCCUCAGCCUGUUCCCUGGUGGGAGGAAGUGACAGCUUCUGGGACGUAUCUGCAGUACCUGCAGAGUGAGAUAUACCUGUACCAAAGGAGGUCAUCUUCCCAGCACGGCUGCUGUGCACGAGGGUGUAGAGCCCGCUCAGCAUGGCAUGCUGUGGGCAUCAGUACUGAACUCACAGAGGGCAGGAAUGGAUUAAAAUCAAACACAUUAAUCACCAAUCACUCUACAGUGUUGUCAACUGUUUUGUUUUUAAUUGUUAUUGUAAUAUAUUUUGGUUGUUUUUCUAAUUUAAUUCUCUCACUAUCGUCUGACUGUGAACUGCGAACAGUGUUAAACUUGAUGUAAAUAAGGCCCUCAGAAGGGCCUCUUUGCCUGUCGUUCCACAAAGUUUUGCCAAUUUGCAUUUUGUUUUAAAUAAAGGUUGCAAUAUUUUAUUGGCAA
Molecule: messenger RNA, 7528 nt
Organism: Centrocercus urophasianus (Greater sage-grouse)
Lineage: Eukaryota; Metazoa; Chordata; Aves; Galliformes; Phasianidae
Gene: ABL2
Product: ABL proto-oncogene 2, non-receptor tyrosine kinase
Exons: 11
Coding region: 1-3402 (1133 amino acids)
Biological process (GO): regulation of apoptotic process; protein phosphorylation
Molecular function (GO): non-membrane spanning protein tyrosine kinase activity; protein binding; ATP binding
Source: RefSeq, a predicted model, not a curated record